This is a messenger RNA of Postia placenta MAD-698-R-SB12, 1467 nucleotides long. RefSeq lists its product as hypothetical. The record is from RefSeq and is a predicted model, not a curated record. Bases 1 to 1467 code for a protein of 488 amino acids. The transcript has 2 exons. Lineage: Eukaryota; Fungi; Basidiomycota; Agaricomycetes; Polyporales; Adustoporiaceae.
AUGCUCCGACCUCACGCUCAGGAUCGACAACCUGGGGAACUCCCCAGCCUCAGAGAUCGAGUCGAAGACCUGUUUCACAAGGCAUUUUGGGAUGAGGCACUCGAGAAACUGUCGGACCCUACACCAGCCGUCCAGCUGCCUCGUCUCAAGCGACUAUACGAGGAUCUGCACACAGCACUACAGCCUCUUCUUCCUGUAAAUCACCCAUUACUCAUCGUCCUGUCCUCUCCCCUAUCGCCCACCUCCUCGCCUCUUCGCUCCGCUAUCACUCACCUCCGAGAGACACUCACAUGUCUACGAGAGCGAUGCGCUCCCGCACGAGAUGCACAAAUAGAAACGUUAAUCCGCCAUAUAGGCGACCUAUCGUCCAUCGCUCCAGGAGAGGACACGGCGAGGCUGGUCGUAGACACGAUUCGAUCCACCCUCCAGCUGUCCGAAGCGAUGAAGGACGACCUAUCCCAGUUCGUACUCGGCACAAUGGAUGAGAAGCAAUUGCGAGCCGUGAUUAUUGUGCAGGCGCAGCAGCGGGAACGAGAGCUUGUACUUGAGCUAUGGCGCCCGGAGCAAAUACAAGAAUCAUGGGCGAAAUGGCUUGUAGAGAAUGCGAGCUCACAGACCAUAGGUGAACACCCUGCUCGCCGCAUGUGGGUAUAUCGGCUGGUACAUGCACUGGGCCUGUUUACACCAGUAUCGUGUCCUCUUCCCACCACGCCCAUCCCCGCUUCUGCCGAGCCAACUGAGAAAGCACCGGUCUCCAACAUGCUCCCGCCAUCAUUCUUCUUCGUCUGCCCCACCCUUCUAUACCUGCAGAACUACCUUCAAGCACUCGUCAUCGCCGCAUCCCUCCGUUCCCUCGUGCGUCUGCCGUCCGUCCACGCAGCAAGCCUCGAUUCAGCGGCAGGCGGCGACGACAGCGGCGACGGGCGCACGUUUAUGUCACGUAUCUGGACGCUCCUGAAGGCGGAGGUCGAUAUGGAGCCUGGCGCUGGUGAUACCAAGCUCGUGAACCUUGCAGACGAGGUCGUACGCGUGCGCCGUCAGUUCGGCGGUGCAGACAUAGAUGUGGAAGAGGAGGCGCGACUGCGCGCCGCGGUCGAUCGUACGCUACAGCCGCACGACCCGGUGUUCCGGCUACUGCAGGGGCGACUCAUGCAGGCCGUGGCCGAGCGUGUGGCACGCCCGCUGGAUGUGCCUUCACGCGCGGGCGGGGCGCGCUUGCCGGAGAGGCUACAGACGGGGCGGGAACAUUCGGGCAAGCGGCCGAGGCUCUCAGCGGAAAUGGGACCGAUAGAGGACUCGGCGAAAGCCAACGAGCCGCCGCUGGCGGUGAAAGGGUUCGAGGAUAACGUACUUGUGAAGGCGCUCCAGGAAGCCUUAGUAAAGCUGAGGUCCUGUGUGGGCUGGACGGAAGAGAUCUGGCAAGACUUGAUCGAAGACGGGAGCUUGCACAUCCGCGCGGACCAAUGA